UAAUAGGUUUAUCGAAGAUGGGGGUCAAAGAACAGAUCACCAUUUCCUUUACACGAGUCACAUGCAGUCCCUAAAGUCCGGACAAAAAUUAUAUGCAUCGGUGGAGGAGAUGCAACAACUGCACGAAAUCAGGUGGAUAGACGUGAAAUAUCUGAAAAAAGCAGUUGACAUACUUUGUCGGUGUCAACAGACGCUUAUGUAUACUGACGUAUUUGCAUACUAUUUGAAACGGAAUAAUCAAUCUGUUAUAUUUAAAUUUAACCAACAAUAUUUAGAACGAGAGACUAAACUUUUAAGCGAAUACCUCAAGAGAGCCAUAUCACAAAAAGAUCUGUUAAUAGACGAGACACAGAUUCAGGAUAGUGCAAGAUUCUGCGAUCGUUUGAGAAUAACUUUGGUAAAUCACGUUUACGAGGGUUAUGAAAAGGAUUGGUGGCUUUUUAGCGAAUAAAUUGCAAAGUUUCAGUGUUCAGGAAGGUGUUUUAUUUUAAAUAAGUUCAUUAGUUUUAUAUAUUAUUUAUACUUUAUUCUUUAAAAAUAGGAAAUAAAUUUUUUU
Messenger RNA from Diabrotica balteata, 556 nucleotides. The record is from the annotation of a GenBank genome assembly. NCBI's taxonomy places the organism in Eukaryota, Metazoa, Arthropoda, Insecta, Coleoptera, Chrysomelidae.